Molecule: messenger RNA, 2356 nt
Organism: Patiria miniata (bat star)
Lineage: Eukaryota; Metazoa; Echinodermata; Asteroidea; Valvatida; Asterinidae
Exons: 8
Coding region: 143-1273 (376 amino acids)
Source: RefSeq, a predicted model, not a curated record
UAAUCUGUGUGCAGCGAAAUUCGAACAUGUCGUCUGCCACUGUGUUUUGACGAUGAUAAAUUUCUCUAAAAGACAAGUUUGUUUUACUCUCAAGCAUUGACAGCCACUUUUCUUCGCAGCUAAUAAAUAAUUAGAAGUCACUAUGUGCAUCCCCAGGGAAUGUUUGUCCAUCGUGCCAUUAGUUUGGCUGAUAACGAUGCCUGUUUUUGGCUCAUUUUGCGGGCCAGAGGUUGUGCUUCGUUUGUCCCUGUUGAUGAUGCUGCACACGCUGAUUGGGGCUGCAUUACCGAGUGUGUUGGUGUCAAUCAUCCCGUUCUUCCAAACAGGGCUGUUUUGCGUCCUCCUAGCCCUACCCAUCACCGUCGUGCCCUACCUGUUCCUGUGGGUCUAUGACAAGCUCAUCUGGUUGUCAGAGCCGGUCUUUCUGACCAUCGAGGCAGUGGAGUUGGUCCGGGUGUCCGUCAGGACCAGCAGUAGGGUGGCUGAGCAGAUUGAGGAACAGCCACUACUCAUGAAGUCUUUGAUACUUGGUGCAGCUGGAAUCUCCUACACACUUUCUGUGGUCAUGGGCUAUGUUCUUUUAUCUUCGGGAUCGCCAGCAGUCAGGUGGAUACUUGCUGCUCUUAUAGUUGUCUCCGUUGUGUUGCUGCUGUUAACAUUAAUGAAAGAUGAAGGGAUCAUAAGCGACUGCGGUAUCGCCACCCUAGCCAUGUUCUCCAUCCUGUGGGCCAUGCAGCAGGAGUCUAACAUGAUGGCUCAUCCCAUGAAAGUGCCCGAGGAGUGGAUCAAUGCCAACACCGACGAGGAGUCAUUCGUGCAGCUGCUCUUGUCCAUGGCAACAAUGGGUUUCGCCCGAGUUACCAUGGCCUUUUCCUUCCUACGCAACCUUUUUUCAGCGUCUUUCCUGCUCUUGGUAGCGAUACGAGUCCUCAGUGUAAUUCACGUUACUUCUCUGGUAGCCAAACGGAUUACAGAGCAGUCAGAUGACUAUGACGAUUACAGCGACAGUCAAGACGAGUCACUGUCCUCAGCCUGGCACUCCCCCUUCAUUGUCAAGCUGGCCCUGAUCUUCGUCUACACCCAACUCGUGGUCUACAACAUCGAGGUGUCCACCAAGCCCCUGUCCUACACCGCCAGCGGGCCCAUCAUGGAGGUCGCCACCAAAGGUUUGGUUCAGAAAGUGGGCGUGUCUCGCCUGGUGCAGCUGUGCGUGCUGAUUGGUACGUACAUCUACCGGCUGUACCACCCCGACGAGUUUGUAUUUGAUUACUAAAGAUGCCUACCUCUUUAGCUGGUGCCCAUUGUCUUAUGGAAGGGGACCAGUGAUGCCUACGUUUCUUUAACUCUCAUUUGUCAAUUUAAUAGCUGGUAACCACCUUUGAGCUCUCAUUGGAUAACUUAGUAGUUGGUGCCCAAGCACUGUCCCACUUAAGGAAACCGGCGAUUCUUUAACUCUCAUCUGUCAAUUUACUAGCUGGUACCCACCACCUUCGAACUCUCAGUGGAUAACUUAGUAGUUGGUGCCCACUGUCCUAUCCAAGUGAACCAGUGACUGCCCUUUUUGUUUGAUCUCAUUUGACAACUGUACCCAUCACCUUAAAGGAAACCAGUAAUUGCUAAAUUUCAUUGAGAUUUCAUUGGAAAAUGCAAUAGUUGUACCUACGGCCAUAUCCAAGGGCACCAGUGAUGGCUAGAUUUCUUUGAGUUCUCAUCUGAUAACUCAGAAGCUGGUACCCCACUGCCUUACCCAAAGGAACCAGUGACACAUAAAUUGCAUUGAGCUCUCAUUGGUCUAUACUUAGUGGGUGGUACCCACCACCAGAAACCAGUUAUGGCAACAUUUCUUUGAGAUUUCACUGAAAAACUCAAUAUUUGGUCCCUAGGGCCAUAUCCAAGGGCACCAGUGGCCUAGAUUUCUUUGAUUUCUCAUUUGAUAAUCUAGUAACUGGUACCCACCACCUUUGGUGCUGGUGAUUUAUAGAUUUCUUUAUGUGCUUUCAGUGCAUAACAUAUUUUAGACCAAAGUUCAAUCUCUCCCCACGUGUGAAGAAUGCAUUCAUACUGCAUGUAUAUGUACAUAGAUUAUUAUGGCAAAAAAAUACCCAUAAUGCUUUGUGUUUCCUGCACAAUAUUUUCUGAAUGAGAUCAGCAGUCACCGGCCCCUAUGAUUUUAGGCAUAGUAUGAACAGGACAGUGGACUAUAUGAAUUGAUUCCAUAAAAAAGUGUGUAGACUACAGCACUGGAAUGGUAUUCUAUAGGUGUUUGGUUCGAAUUUAUAUUCAAUUAAGUUUAGGAGUUUGAACUCACAUAUGUGAUGCGAUCAAGCUACAUGAGUCACUUGUCGACCCUGGUCAA